AUGCUGAGAGCAAGAAAAUUGUCCAGAGGGCCUGCAGUAGCCAUUUGCAACAAGGUCAUCUACAAUACAACAAAACUCACUAUCUCAAGGCAUCAAUCAACUGCAGAGCCACCAAUUGAGAAGGAGAAAAGGAAUGUGCUAGUUCCCUGGUAUGUGAGCAUGGUCAACAGAGAGAAAUUAUUACAACAGCAGACUCCAGUGAUGGAUCAGAUAGUUGAAUUUCCAGAACAUUCACCUCACUCUUUAAUUCGAAUUACAAACUUUAUCAAGAACAAAUUAGGUAUUACAGAUAUAAAGAUAUUCGAUUUGAAACAACAAAAACUUUCAGAGCCUCAUGAACGUGAAUUCACCACUGCAGUGGCAGAGAUUUGUGAUUACAUGGUCAUCGGUACUGGAAAAUCGAGUAAGCAUUGUAAUAGCACUUUCAUUGAAUUGAAUAAAGUUUUAAAAUCUGAAUAUAAUACGAUUGCCUCUGUAGAAGGUAAUAUUAAUGCAAAUGAUGAGAGAAAAAGGAAGAGAAGACUAGAGAAGAAAAAUAACUAUUCAAAAGCAUUGGGUAAUACAUUACUGUCUUCUUCGAACAAAGAGUCAUGGUAUAUGAUUGAUUGUAAUGUCGAUAAUAUCUUCGUUAGUAUUUUAACACCUAAUAAGAGAACAAUUAUGAAGUUAGAAGAAUUAUAUUUACCAGCUUCACACGAAUCGCCGGUCAAUGAAGAUCUCAAUGAAAUUACAAAUGAAAACCCCCUAGAUACUCAGCCUGGCUCUAUGAUGGAUGUUAAUGACGGUAAUAAUGUUUUAGCUGGAUUAAAAAGAUUGGCUCUUCAAAACAAAAGAAAUUAUUCCACGGUGAGUCAAGCGUGUGCUACUGAAAAUAAAAUAAAACAUAUUUUAAGGCAGGUCGAUGAGAAUAAUCUUCGCACCAUGUCCUCAGAUCUUAUAAAAAUAUUAAACAUACCUCAAGAUAAUCAAAUAAUAAUUUUAGAAUUCAUUAACAAAACUUUAGAGUCUAUGAUCAAAACUUCAAAGGAUAACUUGAAUAUUGGCUCUUUAAAAUUAUUUUUUGAUUACCAUUGGCCAAUAAGCAUGGAACCAACUAAGUCUAUCAAAUAUUGGGAGAAAAGACAAUCGUUUCUCUAUCUUUUAAACGAAAUUGAUCCAGUAAACUAUGGUCCAAAACAAUAUUAUUGUGAUUAUUUAGUGACAAAAGUAGUUUCAAAUUCUGAUAUUACAACUUUUGAUUUUGAAUCAUUCUUAAAAUUGACAAUUCGAUCAAUUGAACGUAUUGAGGAUCCGAAGUACUCUGAUCUCGUGAAAUAUAAUCACUAUUUGGUAAAAUCACUUAAGUUAAUUCGGAAUUAUUUGAUCUUAGACAAUGGAGAAACGAUAUCUUUAUUAUUAAACACCAUGAUUAUUAAGAAUAAAAAUAAAAAUACAAAUUUAAAUGCAUUAUAUGAGGUUAUUGAUUAUUUGGUAUCUAUCUCUAGUGAACGUAAAGUUAUGCUAGAUAAAUCUAUCGUGAUCCCAAUAAUCAAUACUUUAGCCGAGGUGAAUUCUUGGUACUCUAUUUGGAAAAUAUGGGAUCAACUAGGAUACAUGUCGUCAUAUAAAAAUGACACAAGGCCAUGGUAUGAUCUGAUUAAUUUGGUAAUUAAGAAGGGGGAUAAAUCAGUACAUGAGCACUUUAUCAAUAGCGAUAUGCUAAUGUGGAUAAAACGUAAUGAUGUCCUAGUUGACGAUAAAUUAGGCUCAGCUAUCACUGAGCUGUUCCAACUUGUAAAUAAUGAAAACUUUGGUAAUGCUGAUUUGAAGAAGUACUUACUCUCACAUAAUGAAUGA
Tetrapisispora phaffii CBS 4417 is the source of this 1836-nucleotide messenger RNA. RefSeq names its product Atp25p (gene ATP25). The record is from RefSeq and is a predicted model, not a curated record. Gene Ontology annotation, biological process: mitochondrial gene expression; mRNA stabilization; mitochondrial proton-transporting ATP synthase complex assembly. The coding region runs from base 1 to 1836 and encodes 611 amino acids. Gene Ontology annotation, cellular component: mitochondrion. The transcript has a single exon. Lineage: Eukaryota; Fungi; Ascomycota; Saccharomycetes; Saccharomycetales; Saccharomycetaceae.